Messenger RNA from Symbiodinium necroappetens, 1332 nucleotides. The record is from the annotation of a GenBank genome assembly. NCBI's taxonomy places the organism in Eukaryota, Dinophyceae, Suessiales, Symbiodiniaceae.
GUAUGUCUUUCGGAACCACGGCGGUUUGGUGCCUGGGCCUCUGUCCUCUACGCAACAAGCGUAUUGCUGUGCAUCUUGAUCUCCUUUUUUGCCGCGGUUCCGACACUACCGAAAUCCAGGAAGCCCUUCAUGCAGGCCUUGUGGUACGUCGGGCUUGUCGGUUUUGCACCUGCAACAGCAGCCUUCUUCUUGCUCAGCCACCUGGAGCUCAUGUCUGAUCCCUAUGUGGAUUACUUGGAGAAUGUGGCGUUACUCCUUUCGGCCACGGUCCUGCUUUCACUUUGGGUCGGGGCGGCGGAUUCCGUAGGAAGCCUUGGCCUGCAGCCUUUGAAGGAUGGAGGCUGCCAAACUUGGGCGCCUCCGGCAUUUUUGUUGGCCACCAUCACCUUCUUUCUUGUCGUCUACAACCUGACGCACAUCAUCGGAACAGUGGAGCAGUCGGUCGAGCAAGAUCUUUCCUUCUGCCUUCAGGUGAUCUACUGGGUCUUGGUGGUCCUGUGGGUAGCCUCCUGCAUCCGCGUGCUGGUGACAGGUCCGGGCCAACCUGGUGAUGCUACAGAGGGAGGUCGACAAACAAACUCAAAGAGCCUUCUCUUCUGUACCGCAUGCAAAGCUCGGAAACCCCAUCGGUGUCGCCACUGCACCAAGUGCUCAACCUGCGUCUUACGCAUGGACCAUCAUUGUCCCUGGCUUCGACAGUGCAUCGGGUUUGGAAACUACAAGUUCUUCGUGACUUUCAUUGUCUACUCUGCAGUGGCCUUAAUCUUCAAGGCGGUGACGAUGCUGCUGUUCAUGAUUAGGGCCUUCCAGAUAGACGUGUCUUUCUGCACCCGACUUUGGCUGCUCUCAGCCGAAGUGCUCAUGAUCGCCCUCGGGGGCACUAUGGUCGCAUUUGCUGGGUUCCACCUCUUCUUGGUGUCGCGAGGCAUGACGACAAUCGAGUACCUGACCAGGAAUGAGAAGAAUGACAAGAAGCUGAACUUCGAUCAAGGUCUAGUAGGAAAUGUGCAAGCCUCACUCGGUUCGAAUCCGAUGUGCUGGCUUCUUCCAGCCUGUCCGCCAAGCGGAGAUGGCUGUACCUUCCCCUAUACCGUCGUGCCCUCGGAGGAUGCGCACCUUGUCCCGGCGCCGAAGAGAGAUUUGGCGAUCUCCGGCACAGAAGACGCUCGACAGAGCCUGAGAGGUAAUUCAAGGGUGAGUGACACCGUCGGCAACAACCGUGUUUCACAGCCGUGCAUAGAGAGCACUGCAGAACCCACUUGCAUCGAACAGCAGCAAGAUGGGUGCGUUGCAGCAGAGACGGCGGGUGAAGACCAUCUGGACGAUGUGUAG